Messenger RNA from Coccinella septempunctata (seven-spotted ladybird), 1571 nucleotides. Its product is annotated as circadian clock-controlled protein daywake-like. Lineage: Eukaryota; Metazoa; Arthropoda; Insecta; Coleoptera; Coccinellidae. The record is from RefSeq and is a predicted model, not a curated record. The transcript is spliced from 8 exons. The coding region runs from base 138 to 1571 and encodes 477 amino acids.
AAACCAGCUGAUUCUCCUCAAUCCAAACUCUCCAACGAACCGUGCAUAUAUACGGGGUUGAGACUUCAUGUUUUCUUGGUCUCUCCUCUCACCUAAUUUUUUUUUAACACCUUUCCGAUCAAAUCAAACGUUCGAAAAUGACGAAUUUCGAAAUUCUAAUCGGUUGUGCUUGUGUGCUACUUCACAGCAUCGUAGUACCAUCUAGUGGAGCAAAAUUGCCUGAAGACUGGACAAGGUGCAGAAUCAACGAACCCGAUUCCAACGAAUGCCUGAAGAAGGCAGUGGAAGAAGCCAUCCACAAACUGAUAAACCCAGCGCCAGAGGUUGGCCUCACCUCCCUCGACCCCCUACUGAUUCCGGCCCUGACCAUCGGGGCAGGAUCGGGCCCAGUCAACGUGGCCCAGAACUUCAAAAACAUCAAGUUGCACGGUCUAACUGGCUCCAUCGUACUGAAUGCCACGUUCGACCAGGAGAACACGCGACUGUUGGCGGAGUCCAUAACGCCGGUCCUGAGACUCGAGGCUGACUACAGCAUGAAUGGUAGAAUUCUUCUUCUUCCCAUUCAAGGGAAUGGACCUUGCAACGUCACACUCAUAAACACCCACAUAAACCACACCCUCCAGGGUGAGAAGGUACAGAAGAAGGGCAAGGAGUACAUCAGGAUUGUGAGCUACAACGUGACCCUCUACCCCGACAAGGUGGAGUUCAAGUUCGACAACCUCUUCAAUGGCGACGAGAGAUUAGGCGCGGAGAUCAAUAGAGUGCUGAACGAGAACCAAGAUGCUGUAUUUGGUGAUGUUAGGGGAGGUUACGAGCAGAGCUUCGGCCUCAUUUUCCAAGGCUUGGCCAACAGGCUGUUCAACAGGGUGGCGUUGAAAGACGUGUUUCUUAAUUUAUCCUCUUCAUUUUUCAAGAGAUGUAGGGCUAGCGAUAAGGUCUGUCUUAAGGAUGCGAUAGAAGAUGGUAUCAGGAAGUUAGAAAAAGGUUUGCCUUCAUUUGGAUUGGUACCACUAGAUCCUUUGGUAAUUCCAGAGAUGGCAAUACAAGCCGGAUCCAUUGUUAAUGUACAACAACAUUACAGGAAUGUUACUGUAACAGGAACGAAGGAUAUUACAUUAUCUGACGCUUACAUCGAUUUGAAUAAAGGAGUUUUGUUCAUUGCCAUGUCCUACCCUGCCUUCCAAUUGGACGCAGACUACAAUAUGACAGGCAGGGUUUUGGUACUUCCGGUGGUUGGUCAAGGAAAAUGCAGGAUAAAUUUAGACAAACCAAGGCCUACCUACAAAGCCAAAUUCGACAUAUUCCAAAGAAAGGGUAAAAGAUACGGAAGAAUUACCAGUCAAGAGUACCAUGUAAACGCCGGUUUCGCCAGGUACUACUUCGAGAACAUCUUCAAAGGCGACAAGAGGCUUGGUGAAGAGAUCAACAAAGUGUUGAACGACAACUGGAAAGAAAUCUACGAUGAACUCGUGCCAAGCUAUGAAGCAGCUAUUGGUUCUUGGUUGAGCAGUAUAGCCAAUAGGUUCUUCGCGAGGGUACCCAUCAAUGAGAUCUUCUUGCCUGAGGAAUGA